GGGGGUAGAUGGACAGAGGCCCCCAGGCCAGUGAGGAGGCCCCAUCACCACAGGGACAGUCCCAGGGCCUGAUGAGCUGACAGGUGGUACAGCACAGCCCAAGGACUCUUCGGAGGUGAAGGCACCUGCACCCCAGGUUCUGAAAUCCAGCUCUGCUGCUGCCAAGAUGCCCUCGCCACAGACAGUGGCCGCUGGGCCAGAGCUGCACAGCCCCAAGGAGCCUGUGGAGCCGCAGACCCCAGCUCAGGACGCUCGGCGGGCCAGCAGAGAGGAUGAGCCCAGUGCCCAUGGUGAGGGCUUGAGGCCUGGCCUGGGCACCCUUCGGCGGGCCUUCUCACGGGCGAGCCAGCGGGCCUCGGGCUGCGCUCCCCAGGAGGACCCAGGCCUGCUCAGGCGCAGCUCCCGCUUCUUGUUCCGGACUUUACGACGAGCUCUGGAUGAUGCCCUGGCUGCCGACCAGACCCAGACCACCGCUGUGCCAGGGGAGGCCCACGGCCGGGAGGUACCCUCAAGGGCCAUGGACAGUGUCAGCCGGCAGCCGUCCACUGGGGCGGGGCCUCUGGACCUAGAAGACAAACCUGUGGCCGACCUCAUCACCGAGCGGAAGCUGCUGGCGGCCUUCGAGCAGCUGCGGCACCUGGAGACUGAGCUAAUGGCCGAGAAAGCCUCCCGUACCUUCGAGCAGGACCCCACGGGCUUCGCGCGGCGCGCCAUGGACCUGUGCCUACACUAUGACAGGCUGGCGGCCGAGAUCUGCGCCAUCGUGCGCGAUACCCUGGGCCCGGCCGGCGUGGAAGCCGCCGCGCUGGCGGAGCUGGCCCGCGUGGUGCGCGCGGAAGAGGAGGCCCACCCGGAGGCCCCUGCAGACGGCGACUUUCUGCGCACGCCGCGCCACUGGCGCCAGCACUGGGAGGAUGCGGUGCGGCGGAGCGCGCAGGAGCGCGUGCAGCAGGCGGGCUCGCGGGAGGCCCCGGGGGCCGCUGAGGGUGCGUCCAGCUUGGCCCAUCUUCUGGCCCAGCUUGGCGGCUUGGUUCGCGACGACCUGCGGAAGGUGCAGCGGGAGGUGCACCCGGCUUAUGCGGCCGCCGACUUCCCGGCGUGGGAGGCCUACCUGCGCGCCUUCCACGGCGCGGUGGCCGAGCGCCUCCAGGAGCUCGCACAUGACGCCCGCGGCUGCGAGCAGCUCUACGUCCUGCUGGACUGGGCCGCCAAUGUCUACAGCAGUCCAGAUUUCCUGGGCUCCCAGGACCUGGCUCUGCUCUCGGAGCCCCUGCCCCCGCUCCUGGCACCCGAUGUGUGGGCCCGACUGGAGAGCGACUACACCAGCUUCCUGGAGACCAAGAUCGCUAGCUGCUUCGAUGGCAUCCUGCAGCUAGAGCAGAGUCGCUGGGCAGCUGCCGAGGCCCCCGACAUGCUUCAGGGCCACUACCAUACGCCACUGUCCAUCGACGUACACACGCUUGUGGCAGAGCACGUGAAGGCAGCCAGCGCUAUCUCCGCGGAGCUGGAGGCCACCACCUUGCGGAUCUGCGCACAGGCGCUUGGCCUCUUCCUGCCCAGGUUUCAAACGGCUUUUCUAGAGUCGGGGGCGGUGACAGAGCCUAACCUGUGCGCCAACAUCAAUGCCUGCGAGGAGCUCAGGACUCAUCUUCUGGUCAGGUUCCCGGGAAGCCUUGAAGAGCUGGAGAAGCCCCUGGUGGCUGCUGCCUGCGCCUUUCAGAAGCAGCUGCUCCGGGGCUUGCAGGGCCGUGUGCAGCCGCUCUUCAAGGCCCUGUGCACAAAGGCCUGGCUGACACAGGACGUGCUGCGGCCCCUCAUGGACAAGGUGGUGGCGUUUGCCCGCCAGCUCGAGCACGUGGCCCCACCCCGGGCGCAGGUAUGGGGGGCGGGCUGUGGUGGGGGCGUGCCCAGGGCCCCUACAAUUGACCCUGACCCCGCCCCCGCCCUGGCCGCCCAGGAGACUCUGCAGGAGGUGCACCGUUACGUUGUCCGCGAGUACCUGGCGCAGGCGCUGAGGCCACGCGAGCGGUUCCGGGGUGUGGAGCGCGGCUCUGAGGCCACGUGGUUGGACCAAGCUAUCCCGUGCGUGGCUGACAUACUGGGCGAGACUUACAAAGACGACAUCCAGCGGCACCUGGAGACACUCAUCGCGAGCUACCCCGACAUCAGGCGGGACCACGUGCUGGCCAUUCUAGCGCUGCGCCGACUGGGCCGCCAUCGGAACCAGCGCCUCUUGCGGCACGCCCAGGACCUGCUGAGGGCUGCGGCGAAGGCAGGGGGCUCCGGGGCUGCUGGGGGCCACGUGCUUUUCCAGGAGAUCGAGGUGCCCACCUCCAUGGAUGUGCUAAUCACCUGCAUCUAGUGGUCCUGGGCCUGAGAGGGAGCGGACCCCGGGUGGGGGGCUGUGGUUGGUGGAGGGUCAGCCCCCUUCCCCCAGGCACUGAGCCCCAAGGCAGGAGCUCAGGGAGGCCCUCUCAGCCCUGCCCCCAAACCUGAAGCCCAUGGUCAUGGAAUUUCCAUCCUCAGCCACGCAUGGCUGGUGGCCAGAAAGAACAGCCUCGAGAGAGGCAUUUCAGGCAUUUGUGGGGGAGGGCUUGGGGUGUCAGAAGUUCCCAUCAGUACGGCCCACCCAGGAAGCCCUCCCUGCCUAAGUCCAGCACCACCCCAGUCUGAAAGUGAAGAACAGCGUAUUUAUUUUUAAAAUAAACAUGAAUUAAAACGAUAUCUCCUUAAGAAGGGGCAGGCCAAGUUGACUUCAGGCAGGAGGUCUGGGUCCGCAUGCACCCAGGGGCCAGCCGGAGGUUCCCUGGUGACUCCAUUUGGUGAUGGCUCUUUCCUGCCCACUGUACCGAUGGGGAGACUGAGGUCUAGAACUGGGAAGGCCCACCCCUGUGGCUGCAGAGCAAAACAGGCUUUGACCCUGGGCCCCUGGUGCCAUGUGCCUAGUGAGCCUUGUCCAGUGGGGUGGGCACUUCUCUGUCCUGUUCUAAGCAGCCCUGUGCCCUGGGAGACAAGAAAAGGCCAAACCUUGUUCUGCAGCUUGAGGUAUUUGGGUUAGAUGUGAGAGGGACUUCCAAGCAGUGAAAGUUGUGUGCUGCUGCAGGGCAAGUGUCAACCUGCAGUGUGCAUAUGGGGGGUUGACCUGGCAGAUCUCGGCUCUGGAUGUGGGGCUGCAAGGAGAUUGCUCUGCUGUGCCCCUCCUCAUCCUUCUGUCACGAAAAGUUGGCACUGACAUUUGGCUCCAGCCUGCUGCGAGGCUGCUGGGAAACCCAUUUGCAUAGGCAACCUUGGGCUUGCCAGGAAGGCUGAGCUCUGAGAUGGGAAGAUUGCCGGGAUGCUGAAGUAGGCAGUGACAGGUGCCUCUCCCCUGGGGGGAACGGGAGCAGGUGCCAGGGGCAGCCUGUUCCAUGGGUGCACUUGGCCAGGGGUGGAGCAG
Messenger RNA from Hippopotamus amphibius kiboko, 3436 nucleotides. RefSeq names its product exocyst complex component 3 like 4 (gene EXOC3L4). The transcript is spliced from 11 exons. Lineage: Eukaryota; Metazoa; Chordata; Mammalia; Artiodactyla; Hippopotamidae. Gene Ontology annotation, biological process: exocyst localization; exocytosis. Gene Ontology annotation, molecular function: SNARE binding. The record is from RefSeq and is a predicted model, not a curated record. Gene Ontology annotation, cellular component: exocyst. Bases 167 to 2362 code for a protein of 731 amino acids.